This is a messenger RNA of Suillus discolor, 513 nucleotides long. RefSeq lists its product as uncharacterized. The record is from RefSeq and is a predicted model, not a curated record. The transcript has a single exon. Lineage: Eukaryota; Fungi; Basidiomycota; Agaricomycetes; Boletales; Suillaceae. Bases 1 to 513 code for a protein of 170 amino acids.
AUGUCUGAAGACUGCUGUGCUCUGAACGCUGACGGCACCCUCAAGGAUGCUUCUGAAAUUACCUUUUUUAAUGAUCCUGACGAUAAAGUACCAUUGCCCCAGGUCGCAUCUUCUGCCCAGCCAUCCUCUUCCACUACAUCCGCAAAGGACGCCUUCUCCGUUCUGCUCAAGGCUGGAUGCACCCCAGCAACAGUUGCAGCUGGAUCUAGGCGCUCUGGCCGGCCCUCAAAACCAUCGGCUCGUAUUUGCGAUGCUGACAAUGCCUGCGGUCUGUCUUCGUCAACUAACCGAAGGAAACGUGCUUUAUCUAGUGCUACGGAUCAUCCAGCCCCCAAGAAAACUGCCAUGCGAAUCUUAUCCCCUCUUGACUCCGAAGAUGAAGACAUACCCUCUACACCUGAUCUGGGAGAGUCGUCUGCUGACGAGCUGAUCCCCCAACCAGAGGACGACGAUGAAGUUGAUGAAUCUAAAUCCCCCUCAAAUUCAUUGUUCCCCGCUUAUAUUCUUGAUUAG